Molecule: messenger RNA, 1655 nt
Organism: Nezara viridula (southern green stink bug)
Lineage: Eukaryota; Metazoa; Arthropoda; Insecta; Hemiptera; Pentatomidae
Source: the annotation of a GenBank genome assembly
GUUACAACACUGUUUGUUAUCAUUAUCUAAAACAUGACAGUUACCUCUCACUUCUAAUCUGACAAUUAAUUAUUUGGAUUUUUGAUUUGUGUUUUACGUUUCUACUUAUAGAAAGAAUUAAUUUUAAUAAAAUGAGUGGUACCUCAUUUGUUAAAAUACUAAUAAAAGCACCAAACCAGUUGGUGGAUGACCAAACAGUGCAUUGUGAACGGAAUUGGACUGUUAAAAAACUGAAAGAUCAUCUUGCCAACGUUUACCCUUGCAAACCUCAUCCAGAUGGUCAAAAACUUAUUUAUUCUGGGCAAUUGUUAUCUGAUGAGGCUGUUUUAUCAGAUGUUCUUCGUUCAUAUGAUGGUUUAGAAAACAAUACUAUCCAUUUAGUUUGUUCAUUGAGAGAUUCAAAGAAAAUGACAAGUCAAAAUGCUAAACACAACUCUCAAAGUGGGUUCCGUAAUUUACUUCACCAAAAUAACACAGACUGGAGAGGUGACAGCUUUAGUGCAGAAAAUACUCAUGUUGGAAAUACCACUUCAAUGGUAUUUUCUCACAUUAAUAAUAAUCCUCAGACUAUAGCACAGCAGAAUCUUUUGUUACAACAGGCUUAUAUGAAUUAUAUGGCUCAUUUUUCUCAAAUGUAUUUUAUGGCUAAUAGGAUGGGCACAAUAGAUAAUCGAAACAAUCCAACCACUUCAGUUAAUGAAAGUUCAACUUUUCGAAAUAACCGGGAACCUCAAGCUAAUGAAAGAGCAGAAGAUGAAGGUGAAGAUGGCAGAGAAGAACUUCGUGCUAACAGAGAUUGGUUAGAAUGGUUUUACAUUCUAAGUAGACUCUUCAUACUUUUUACUGUAGUUUAUUUUUACUCCUCUCCUGAAAGAUUCAUUAUGGUCAUAGCCAUGGCAUUAAUUUUGAUUAAUAUUGAUGUUUUUCGCUGGAGAAGAGGGCACAAUCUUGUUGAAAAUCAACCAAGAGAAAAUGAAGUGGAUAAUGCUAGUCCUAAUGAAAAUGCUGAGCAACGUAAUUGGAUUACUAUAACUUGGACAUUUAUGAAAACCUUUUUUUUGUCAUUAGUUCCAGAUAACCGUGAUAUUUAGCCUUCAUUUAUCUAAUUUUAAUCCAAAUGUAAUAUAAGUAUAUAUGUGAGUGUUUGUACAUGUGUAUGUAUACAUUUAUGUACAUAUAUACAUUUAUGAAUACAUACUUUUAUAAAUAUGUAGAUAAGCGAUGCUCAAAUAAGGUCGAGGGAACUGUUCUGUAUUCUUUAUAUACUCUCCUAUUUAAUUUUACAGUUAAUAUAUAAAUAUAAAUUAAUUACUGUUUUUUUUUUAAAUUGAUUCUUCCUUACAAUAUAUAUGAACUGUUAUCAGUUAUAAGAAAAAUUUAUUAUUUUAAAGAACUAUGAGAUUGUACAAUAUAUGAACUUUCAUUACUUAAAGAACUAUGAGAUUAUACAAUAUAUGAACUUUCAUACUAAUUUCCCCAGUAUUCUCCUAUGAAAUAUUAUGACAUAGAUGUGUAUAAAAUGAAUGAAAAAUCAGCUAUUUUAUUUUUUUAUAUAUUUUUUAAAAAUAAUUCUUUGUUUUUAAUUCAUUUUUUAGUGAUUUAUAUUUCCUCUGAUUCAAAAAUUUACCCUUAUUACUAUUAAACGGUAACAUAUA